AGGAAUUAAUUUUAGAAAACAAACAAAUAUUUGAACUCGUCCUAGUAGACACACCCUGAAAUUUUGGAACCCUAGCACUGUUUCCGUCUCCGUUCACCGUCAUCCGCCCUACAACCGCCGCUUCCGAUGGCUCUGCGAGGAGUUUGGCAACUGAAGAAGCUCGUUGUUAGCUAUAGUGAUUGGGGCGGAAGUAGCAGAGGUAUUAGGGCAUUUAUGGAGUCGCAUAUGCCAGCAUUUAAGGAGUCGAAUCCUCAGUUAGAGGUGGCCACUGAAAUGAUUCGUGGUCAGCAUCCACAUUUAAAGGCUUUUUACAAGAACCAUAACGACCGAGUGGUGUGUGUGAAGAAUAUGGAUCCGGAAGAGAUACUUCUGCAUGCAACCAGGCUGAGAAAUGCACUCGGAAGAAAAGUAAUAAAACUGAGGACAAGGCAUGUAACCAAACACCCUAGUGUGCAAGGUACAUGGACAACUGCGUUGAAAUAUUAGGAUGAACAAACCAGGUGUGUGAGAAAGCUACCCUAGUAGUGCUAAGUAAUCCUUUUUUUUUGCCAGUUCAUCAAAUAUUUGUGAACUGGUUAGCGUAAGUUCUUAUGUUGUCUUGAUCAACUGCCAGGAUUUCAAUAGUUCAGGUCAGAUAUAUUUUCUUUGUUGGUUUGGUUUAAGACCUUCUGUUUGUUAAAAGUCAUAGCUUAGCCUUUUAAGUCUCUUUUUGAUUAGUUAUCAUCUUAUUAUGGCUAAGGAAGUGAACUUGUUCAAAUUGUUAGUUUGUAAUAAUAUCUAUCAGAUUCAUCAGA
Lathyrus oleraceus (garden pea) is the source of this 794-nucleotide messenger RNA. RefSeq names its product 54S ribosomal protein L51, mitochondrial. Gene Ontology annotation, cellular component: mitochondrial large ribosomal subunit. The transcript has 3 exons. NCBI's taxonomy places the organism in Eukaryota, Viridiplantae, Streptophyta, Magnoliopsida, Fabales, Fabaceae. Gene Ontology annotation, biological process: mitochondrial translation. Gene Ontology annotation, molecular function: structural constituent of ribosome. The coding region runs from base 127 to 486 and encodes 119 amino acids. The record is from RefSeq and is a predicted model, not a curated record.